UUAUAGUUGGCCUAAACUCCUUCUAAACCCACUUGACAAACUGCAAGUCUCUGCUCAACCCAUUGACAGGAAGCAAAAGAAGGCAUAGAGAUGGACACCACCAUCAUUGAGAGAUGGAAGCUUUGUAUAUGUGCAAGCUUCAUAGGCUGCAUCAUUCUAGUGCUGUGCCUCAAUCAGAGUCGCAACAGCGCCAACCUUUCAGCUCUUCAAAACCCAGCAAUAUCCAUAACAUCUUUCAAUCAGUUUCCCACCCCAAGCAUUGAGUUCUCCAACAGCGCCAACCUUUCAGCUCUUCAAAACCCAGCAAUAUCCAUAACAUCUUUCAAUCAGUUUCCCACCCCAAGCAUUGAGUUCUCUGCAGCAUCUACGCUCAUUGUGUUCAGGCCGAAAGCAGUGAACCACAACGAAGACAGGUGCAACAUCUUCGAUGGGCAAUGGGUUUACGACUCAAGGGCGAGGCCCUUCUAUGAAGGACCCCAGUGUCCAUUCCUCAGUGAUCAAGUAAGCUGCAGAAGGAACGGGAGAUCAGAUACUGACUAUGAGAAAUGGAGUUGGAGAGCAAAAGGCUGUGAGAUUCCAAGGUUUAAUGCCACAGACAUGCUGGAGAGGCUUAGAGGGAAGAGAGUGAUUAUAGUCGGAGACUCCCUCAAUAGAAACCAGUGGGAAUCGCUUGCUUGCCUUCUUUAUUCUGCUGUUCCUCCUUCACGAGCCUAUAUUGAAACUCGGAGCAGUGUCUACAAGGUCUUCAGAGCAAAGGACUACAACUGUUCCGUGGAGUUCUACUGGAGCCCAUUUCUAGUGCAGCUAGAUGUCAAAAAGGAAAAUGGCACUAGAGUACUGAGGCUUGAUAAACUUUCAAGCUCAGCCCGGCUGUGGCGAGGCGCGGACAUUAUGGUGUUCAACACUGGGCACUGGUGGGCGCAUCAAGGAAAGUUGAGAGCGUGGGACUUGUUUCAAUACAGGGGAAAAUUGGUGGAGGAAAUGGAGAUAGAAUCAGCAUUAGAUAUAGCCAUGAAGACCUGGGCACGUUGGAUCAGGCAUAAAUUGGAUAGGAAUAAAACAAGAGUAUUCUUCCGGAGCAUUUCACCCUCCCACACCGGGAAGCAAUGCUACAAUGAAACUCAGCCCAUCUUGGAUGAAUCCGAUGCAGCAUCAUUCCCCAAGUCCCUGACUGAGAUCAUUGAGGGAACAAUCAAAGCAAUGAAAAACCCAGUGCGAUACUUGAACAUCACCAAUCUAUCUGAGUACCGAAGAGAUGCCCAUCCAUCAAUCUAUUCCAGAAAGCAAGAGGAGCGACAACAGCGAAAAGAGUUUCAUCCUGAUUGUAGCCACUGGUGCCUGCCAGGGCUGCCGGAUACAUGGAACGGUCUAUUGUAUGCAUCCUUGGUGUUUGACACCUCAGGACACAUUUCUGAUUCUUGACAGACUGUUUGGUCUUUUUCCAGUGACCCUUUGAGCAGGUGUUAGUUUCUUUCUACUUAAAUAACUGUAAUUAUGGUAGAGGGUAAGAUCAUAAGACGUGUUGAUUCAGAAAACAUGUCCCAGGCUGAAAAAUGUGUUCAAAUUACACUAUUUACUCCCUUAUAUUUAUGGGGGCCUUUGCCAA
Messenger RNA from Vitis riparia (riverbank grape), 1606 nucleotides. Its product is annotated as protein trichome birefringence-like 42. Gene Ontology annotation, molecular function: O-acetyltransferase activity. Bases 91 to 1422 code for a protein of 443 amino acids. Gene Ontology annotation, cellular component: Golgi apparatus. Lineage: Eukaryota; Viridiplantae; Streptophyta; Magnoliopsida; Vitales; Vitaceae. The transcript has 4 exons. The record is from RefSeq and is a predicted model, not a curated record.